Molecule: messenger RNA, 2656 nt
Organism: Myxocyprinus asiaticus (Chinese sucker)
Lineage: Eukaryota; Metazoa; Chordata; Actinopteri; Cypriniformes; Catostomidae
Product: probable low affinity copper uptake protein 2
Exons: 4
Coding region: 190-687 (165 amino acids)
Biological process (GO): copper ion transmembrane transport
Cellular component (GO): membrane
Molecular function (GO): copper ion transmembrane transporter activity
Source: RefSeq, a predicted model, not a curated record
UCUUUUGUUUGGGCUGCGCGCGACUCAGCUGUUGGCUAAUAAAGACAGAUAAACAUGCGGCGAAGUUGGCUGUUGAUGCGCAGGUGGUUAUGAUCUUGCGUUCCUGCCAUAACGGACGUUUAUUCCCUCUUAUAUGAGAAAGUUACAUCGUCCUGAACUCAUCUUUAGGGGGCUGCACACGAGUUCAUCAUGAAUAUGCACUUUGAAGGGUCCAGUAACGUCACCCUGUUGUUUGAUUUCUGGAACGUGCACGGGCCUGCAGGGAUGGUGCUGUCAGUCUUUGUUGUUCUCCUGCUCACUGUGUUCUAUGAGCUUCUAAAAGUGUUGAAGAUCACCAUUGGAAAACAGACACAAUUCCCCAUUACACAGCCUUCUGGUCCAGUGUCAUUCUCUGCUGACCAAGCCUGCUUCGCUCCUGUCAUGGGGUGUCAAGGGGGAAGCUCAGAUCUGGCCGGCAGCCCCUCCGAGAUCUCAUUAGCUCCCACUGAAAGUACCACUGCCACUACAUCCACUGCUAAGAACUGGCUUCUGCACAGCCUCCAGACCGCCAUACAUGUCCUGCAGGUGACUCUAGGCUACAUGCUCAUGCUUUGCGUCAUGUCCUACAACAUAUGGAUCUUCCUGGGAGUCAUCGUGGGCUCCGCUCUGGGAUACUUCCUGGCUUUCCCUCUCCUGAAUCAUGUUUGAGAAGGAGUAAAGAUGAAGAAACGGGAAACAAGACGCUACAGCCCUAAAAGCUUACGAUCUUAAUUUACUGAAAACUUCAGAUCACAAGCAAUGAGGAACUUUUUAGAUUUUGUUUAUGGUGCCAGGUUUGUGAACUUACAAGCAGAAUAGUUAUUGCUUUUAACAAUAAGAUGUGCAAGCCCUUGAGAUGUUUUUUUUAUUUUUAUUUUUUUUUCAAUUUGGCAUGCCCAAUUCCCAAUGUGCUUUUAAGUCCUCAUGGUCGCGUAGUGAUUCGCCUCAAUCUGGGUGGCAGAGGAUGAAUCCCAGCACAAUCCACGCACAACUCACCACACGCCCCACCGAGAACGAACCACAUCAUAGCGACCAUGAGGAUGUUACCCCAUGGGACUACCCUCCCUAGCAACCGGGCCAAUUUGGUUGCAUAGGAGACCUGGCUGGAGUCACUGCCCUGGGAUUCGAACUAGCAAACUCCAGGGGUGGUAGCCAGCGUCUUUACCACUGAGCUACCCAGGCCCCUGAGAUGUGAGAUUAUGUAGUUCGAACAGUGAUGUAUUCAUAUUUCUAACAGGAUUUUUAAAGAAAAUGUUAAAGAAGAAAUCAUGUUUUAAUGAAGGUUGGCGAGAACCAUCAUGAGAGGAUGGUGUGACAACAGGCCAGUUACAAUUUUGUAAAAGGGUUGGUUAUAUUUUAAACCUCAUUGAGAGCAAACAAUGUGUGUUACAUAGCAUUUGAUGCUGCGUUUGAAGUUUUGUAGCCUAUUCAGAAUGGUGCUACUGUUUAUGGCGCGGAACACAUGACCUUCUGUCGAAACGGUCGGUUUCCGUACUGUAAUAAACAUUAAUGUGACCUAUUAACAGGUUUUUCCACUUUCUAUUGAUUAAGCUAAUUUUGUUACACAAAUGAAUGUUGAGGUUCUGCAAGUGUUGUGAAUUAAAGUUAAAGGAAUGUUCCAUGUUAAAUACAAGUUAAGCUCAAUCAACAGCAUUUGUGGCAUAAUGUUGAUUAUCACACAAUUUAUUUUGAAUCGCCCCUCCUUCAAAAAACAAAAUUCAGGGUUAUAGUGAGGCACUUACAGUGGAAGUGUAUGGGGCCAAUUUGUGGAGGGUUUGAACCGAAACAUGAAGCUUAAUUUUAUAAAAACACUUGCAUUAAUCCUGUUAAAACUUGUGUAUUACUUGAGCUGUAAAGUUGUUUAAAUUGUCAUUUGUACUGUCAUUUUAGGGAUGUACAUUACAUCAUUUUGGAAAUGAAGUUGUAAAAUUGGCUUUAACUUUACAGAGAAAAGGUUAGCAAGUGAUUUUAUCACACUAAAAUAAUGUUUACACGCAUAUCCUUUGUCUUGUGGCUGUGCUUUUAAAACAGUCAGUGUUUUAACGUAAAAAAAAUUGGCCCCCAUUCACUUCCAUUGUCUCACUGUAACCCAGAUUUUUGCUUUUUUCAAUCAAUUUUUGUGGUAAUCAAUAUAAUGCCACAAAUGCUGUCGAUUGAGCUUAACUUGUAUUGAACCCGUAAUAUUCCUUAAAGCUGGUCUUUUUUUGGGGGGAAAUUACACAAGUUUUAAACCUUGUGAUGGUUUGUAGUAAACUUCCUAAAUGAGUCAAGAUCAGGCACACUGGAAAUUACAGCUGAAUGGGAACUUUGUAAAAGAGAUACAAAUCAUGUGGCCUUAGUUAAUGUUCACCAGCAAUAGAGACAUUGAAACUGAGCACAGAAAUGGGAAAAUUAGUUGGAAUGUGAAUGGAAACUGUGUAUUCAUUUGUUUGGAGGCAAUGGGUUCUGUAGAAAACUUUAAAUCAAAGUGGUGAGGAUUGUAAUGCACUAUUCCUCAAGGCAUUUUUUUUUUCUCAGCCACUUUUUGGUCUCCAUGGUUUGUGCAAUUCAUUACUCAUUUUGAAAAAGUAAGAUUUUGUGUUUGUGGAAUGUUUUAAAAUUGGUUUACACAUCUAAAUCAAAUAAAUUGUUGAAACAG